CCGAAACGCCGAUCCGCGGCUUCUCGGCAACAAAGGAGUACAGUAUUCAUGACGGAGGAUGAGAUGAUCUCAAUGCUCGAUAAGGCUGAUCCGAGUAAGCAGCAGAACGAAGUUGAGACAACGGUAGCCAUCGAGAGCAGUGAGCCAAGCCCCCUUAGACGAGAGCAGGUCACAAAACACCUCAGUGUCCUGGGACGCAAUCCAUUCACACAAGCGCAUAUUUACACGACAGCGACGCUCACGGAUUUGUAUCUCUCGGACAUCGAUGUUAUUCGUGAGUUUCCGCACAUUCAGCACUUGGUGUGUAGACAAAACGAGCUCCACUCCUUGUCUCCUCUACAGUAUAUUCCAUUGCUGCUGACGCUGGAUGCUGCUGAGAACCAGCUCACGGAGGUGCUAGACUUUAAAGUCCCAAAGUGCUGUCCGGAUAACGCUUGGGUGGAUGGAGCUCGCUGGAUUGGCUCGAUCCUACGCAAAGCCACACUUGACAAGAACCAGAUCGUCUUUAUGCCACGUCAUGAGCUCGCAUAUACACAUCCAUUCCUGCUGGAACUGCGACUUGCUCAGAACGCUAUUGAGGAGAUCUCGGGUGUCAGUCAGCUCCGAUUCUUGCGACUACUAGACCUCUCACACAAUCGCUUGACGUCCAUGCGUGGAUUGGUGGGCGAUGAGGAUUCGUCGCGUGGACUGCAGGCGUUAGAGACGCUGCUGCUGGGUCACAACCAGCUCACGGCUACUGAUUCUGGAGUGACCUUUCUCCCUCGAUUGGCACACUUAAAUGUAGCUCACAAUCAGCUCAGAACGUUGUCAAGUCUCGGGGAUUGCGUUCGAUUGCAGCGAUUAGAUCUCGCGUGUAACAACGUAGCAGAUAUCAACGAGCUCAAUUGUUUGGCAAAUCUGCGGUAUCUGGGGGAAAUUGCACUUGACGGCAACCCGCUAGUAGAGACUCAAGUCUCGCGCGUAUUUUAUCGUGCUCGAGUUCUGCGAAGGCUGUUGCAGCUAGAAAAGCUGGACGAUGAGCAAGUGACGUCCAAGGAGAAAGUCAAGGCGCUCGUCAUGCAUGGUAGCGAUCUAGAAGCGCGACGGCAAGUGUCAGCUAAGUACCUCCCCGGACAAGAGUUCACCGAUUUUCUGCCCCCGCUCAACUUUGAGGACGACGAGCAGCUCGAGCUUCCACUUCGCCCUACGCCUCCGCUGGGAGAUAAGACAGGCAGAACCUAG
Molecule: messenger RNA, 1221 nt
Organism: Phytophthora infestans T30-4
Lineage: Eukaryota; Oomycota; Peronosporomycetes; Peronosporales; Peronosporaceae
Exons: 4
Coding region: 64-1221 (385 amino acids)
Molecular function (GO): protein binding
Source: RefSeq, a predicted model, not a curated record